Molecule: messenger RNA, 665 nt
Organism: Archocentrus centrarchus (flier cichlid)
Lineage: Eukaryota; Metazoa; Chordata; Actinopteri; Cichliformes; Cichlidae
Product: acyl-CoA-binding protein-like
Exons: 4
Coding region: 144-413 (89 amino acids)
Biological process (GO): fatty acid metabolic process
Molecular function (GO): fatty-acyl-CoA binding
Source: RefSeq, a predicted model, not a curated record
GUUCAGCCAAUAGCAUGGAGGGAGGAGAGCAGGGGUCACACGGUACCGCUGCAGUCUGACAGGGGAGGGGCGGCGGACUUCACCCUGCAGGGAUCGCUCUGUCUGCAGGCAGUCACUUUACCUGUUUGGACUCACGAGUACUCAUGGCUGACCUCCAGGCGAAGUUUGAUGGAGCAGCAGCUGAGGUCAAGCAGCUGAAGGCUAAGCCAGCUGAUGAGGAGAUGCUGCAGGUCUACGCACUGUUCAAGCAGGCCACCGUGGGCGACGUGAACACAGCUCGUCCAGGUAUGCUUGAUUUCACUGGGAAGGCUAAAUGGGACGCCUGGGAGAAGCAGAAGGGUAAGAGCAAAGAGGAUGCGAUGAACGAGUACAUCAGCCUGGUGGAAGAGCUAAAGCAGAAGUAUGGAAUCUAACGUCUCAUGGUGACAGCUGCUGUGUGGACUGAGGCCACCACCACUCUCCAUUCCUACACAAUGAAAAUGCCUUAAAACCCAACAAGUGUCCUUCAACAGCUGUGAACACUUGCUGGUUUACCUGUGGGGUCCCAGUGAGGUCCAACUCCCAAGUAGUAGAAAUUGUCCUCAGCUCACCAUGAAAUUAUACAGAAAUUUCAGUGUUGUGUAUCUGCAGAAGGUCCUGCCAUUUCAAUAAAACGUCUCUUUAAA